CAAUAAAUUUAAACCAGCUCAUCAACAGCCAAUUAUGCAACUGACCAAAUACUUCAUGUACUCGAGACUUUAUAUAUAGUAUAUUCACAUUAGACACCCAAACAAACAAUAUAACCGAAUGGCCGAGCUCGAGAACCCCCAGGCCAUAAUCAUGCCCAGAGUCAUAAGACUGCUCUCUUCCCUUCUUGAGAGAGUUGCCGAGUCGAACGACCUCGGUCGUCGGCUCGAGACGGGCCAUGGAGGGAAGAUCUCGGUGUUUGAUGGGCUUACCAGGCCCACAAUCUCUGUCCAGAGUUACUUGGAGAGGAUAUUCAAGUACGCGAACUGCAGCCCGUCGUGUUUCGCGGUGGCCUACGUUUAUCUGGACCGGUUUGCGCAGCGGCAGCCGCUCUUGCCCAUCGAUUCAUUCAAUGUGCAUCGCUUGAUCAUCACCAGUUGUUUGGUUUCUGCCAAGUUCAUGGAUGAUAUGUAUUACAACAAUGCUUACUAUGCCAAGGUUGGGGGAAUCAGCACAAGAGAGAUGAACCUACUUGAGGUGGACUUCUUGUUUGGUUUGGGCUUCCAAUUGAACGUCACACCCGACACCUUCCACGCCUACUGUCGCUAUCUCCAAGGAGAGAUGUUGCUGGGAUCUCCACAAAUUAUUGGGAGCACACCGAAGCUCCAUUGCUGUUCUGGCACUGAAGAUGAAUCCACCCACCAACAUCAAUUGGCUGUCUAGUGCUGGAAAUAAUUUGGAAAAUUAAAGCUGUGACUUUUCAAAGAAAAUAUACUCCGAAAUUACCGCAAAAAGGUAAACAACGGUACAGAUGCACUUUAAAGUGAAUCUGUACCUUUGAUUUGCCUAUUCGGGAUAAUUUCGGGGUACACUUUUUUUGUACUUAGAAUUUCUCAUGUUUGGUUUGCAAAAUCCAUUGAUGGGCUCAAACCCAUGUAAGCUCAAUGACAUGGUACAAGUCGAUGGGGGAAAUGACCAUUGGAAAAAGUAGAAAUAUCUCUCUCUUCGACAGCC
Molecule: messenger RNA, 1012 nt
Organism: Rhododendron vialii
Lineage: Eukaryota; Viridiplantae; Streptophyta; Magnoliopsida; Ericales; Ericaceae
Product: cyclin-U4-1-like
Exons: 2
Coding region: 119-721 (200 amino acids)
Biological process (GO): regulation of cyclin-dependent protein serine/threonine kinase activity
Molecular function (GO): protein kinase binding
Source: RefSeq, a predicted model, not a curated record